This is a messenger RNA of Malassezia sympodialis ATCC 42132, 1641 nucleotides long. RefSeq names its product tetrahydrofolate synthase (gene MET7). Gene Ontology annotation, biological process: tetrahydrofolylpolyglutamate biosynthetic process. The record is from RefSeq and is a predicted model, not a curated record. Gene Ontology annotation, cellular component: mitochondrion; cytosol; cytoplasm. Gene Ontology annotation, molecular function: ATP binding; tetrahydrofolylpolyglutamate synthase activity. Lineage: Eukaryota; Fungi; Basidiomycota; Malasseziomycetes; Malasseziales; Malasseziaceae.
AUGCAGCCAGCAGUAGCGCGUCUCUGGCAGACUGGCAAGCGGCUCGCAGGAACGUAUCGCGCUAUGACAACACGGGCACGUACAUACACUGCAGCUAUAGAUGCUUUGAACUCGCUUCAGUCAAAUGCAGCUACUAUUGAGGCUAUCCGCCGCAGCGGUAAAACAGUCAAUGAAUUCAACGAGCCAGAAAUGACAGAGUACUUAGAGCGCAUCGGACACCAGCGUAAGGAGCUCGACAAGAUCCAAGUUAUUCAUAUAUCUGGAACCAAAGGAAAGGGGUCCACAGCUGCCUUUUGUGAUGCGCUACUCCGACAGGUGGACUCGCCGCCGGGCAGUAAAGUUGGUCUGUAUACUUCGCCCCAUAUGGUAGCGGCGCGUGAACGUAUUCGCAUUAAUGGAGCUCCGAUUUCCGAAGAAGAGUUUGCCAAGUACUUUUGGGAGGUUUGGGAUGCUCUGGAGCAGAACCCAGAUCGGAAGCUGGAGACUACGCCUUUGCGACCAGUGUACUUCCGUUUCAUGACGAUCUUGGCCUUCCAUGUGUUCAUUUCGAUGCAAGUGUCCGUGACACUUCUGGAGGUAGGAAUCGGAGGCCUGUAUGACUCUACAAAUAUUGUGCAGCACCCAUGCGUGGCUGGCGUCACGCCUCUUGGUCUGGACCAUACGGCGAUUCUGGGACAUACGAUCGAGGAAAUUGCCUAUCAAAAAGCAGGCAUCUUCAAGAGAGGAGCUUCAGCGCUCACUACAGAGCAGCCUUCGGGGGCAUUGCAGGUCCUGGAAAAAUACGCGUCAGAUAUCGGCGCGUCGUCGUUCCGUGUGGUGCCGGUGAAAGACGAGCUCCAGGGCCAGUUGCUGGGAUUGCCGGGCGAUCACCAGUCUGUGAAUGCUAGUCUUGCUUUGGAGCUUGUCCGCGCAUUUCUGCAAUCACCGGCAGGCCAACAACAUUUCCCAAACGGAACAGCUCAGCUGGGAAAGCCGUUCGCGCCCGUCACAGACGCAGCGCGACAGGCCCUGAAGGACGCAUUUUGGCCGGGUCGCUGUCAAAAGGUUCCAGCAGUGAACACAGCAGGCGCAAACUACUACCUGGACGGUGCACACACUGUGGAGAGUGUGCGUCUGAGCGUCAAGUGGUUUGUGCGUGAGGUGGCUAGGCAUACCCAGCCAAAGAUACUGGCCUUUAACUGCACCAAUGGACGCUCGGCCAUGAGCCUCUUAGGGGCGAUGAAGAAUGAACUCGAGCAGGCAGGCGUCGACCCUCGCACGUUCUUUGAUCAAGUGUAUUUCUGCACCAAUAAUACUUACGCCGAUGGAGGUUCGGCGAGUGACCUCAAGUCAUUAUCGAUUGAUCCUGCGGAUCUAGAGAACAUGUCAGUGCAGCGAGAACUUCUCGAUGCAUGGUGUGUGUUGCAAGAAGUUGCACCAUCCUCCGACAACCCGAGCACGGCACACUUGAGCCCUCAAGUGAGUGCGCAUGUGGUGCCAAGUAUCGAGCACGUCAUUCGUGCAGUACGCCAGCGGAACUCAGACACGGGUAUUCCUGCAGAUGUAUUUGUGGCGGGAAGUCUGCACCUAGUCGGCGGCUUUAUGGCACACCUGCAGGCGCAGGGCCAGUUGGACGAGCGGCUGCGAAGCAUCCGGACCUAG